Molecule: messenger RNA, 1215 nt
Organism: Cladocopium goreaui
Lineage: Eukaryota; Dinophyceae; Suessiales; Symbiodiniaceae
Source: the annotation of a GenBank genome assembly
AUGGCACCGGUGGCUUUCUAUGGCACAUGUGUAGACACCCCAAAAUUUGGCGAAAUCCGUGGCUUGGAGGAACGAACUUUGCUGGUCGUUCUGGAUGGAGUUAUCACGUCUCUGCACCGUGGCGUUGCGGCAGAUGAACAUCGGAGACGUCUGGAAGAAGAUGGAACUGACGUGCGGCUGUUGGAAGAUUCUGAGGUGUUGCUUCCCGGCUUUAUUGACACCCACAUCCAUUUUCCUCAGUUCCCCUUCACUGGCGCCGGGAUUGACAAGCCUCUGAUGGGCCAAGAGGGAUUUCUCACCAGCUAUGCCUUUCCAACCGAAGAAUCCAUGGCGGAGUUGGGAACGGCCCGGGCAGUUUACGGGAUGGCCAUGGAGACUUUGUUGAGUCAUGGCACCACCACGGCGUUGAUCUUUGCAAGCAUUCAUUCUGAAUCUUCCAAAGCACUGGUUGAUCUUGCGCUCCAAAAACAAGGCCCACGAGCGAUGGUGGGCAAAGUUUGCGUUGACAGCGAUUUGGCCGAGAAGUACAACUGCAUGAUUCAGAGCCACAUGAGUGAAUCCAUCGAUGAGGUGGAGUUUUCUGCCAGGCUUUUUGGCUUUUCGGAUGCCGAGGUCUUUUCCAAAUUUGGACUUUUGCGUGGCAAACCUGGACCUGCUGCUGCAGUGAUGGCGCAUUGUGUCCAAAUGCAAAAAGCGGAGGAUUCUGGAGCUUCGAUUGCCCACUGUCCUUUGUCGAAUUUCUUCUUCGCCCAUGGAGCAUUGCCAGUGAAACGCCUGGUUCGCGAGGGCAUCAAGGUGGGUUUGGGUACCGAUGUCGCGGGAGGAUACUCGCCGUCCAUGCUCUCAGCCAUGCGCGCCGCGGUGCUGGCCUCGAAGAGUCUUCAAUUUCGAUACGUUUCAGGUUCCAGUCUGGCGGACACUUGGAGGGAAAGCACUGAGGAGGCAAAGGAUGCGCACGAUCUGAACCACUUCGAGGCUCUCUACUUGGCGACUUUGGGUGGAGCCUCAGCCCUGGGUUUGGCGGAGCAUCUGGGAAGCUUCGAGGAACAGAAACGCUUCGACGCCGUGCUCCUGCGCAGGUCCUGCGAGGGGAGGCCGCCGGUGUGGCCCACAACGGAGUCCAAGGAGGAUUUGCUGUUGAAGAUCAUCACGCUGGGUGAUGAUCGAAAUGUGAAGGAAGUCUUUGUAGAUGGUCGUUCCGUGUAUCGCUGCUGA